Solanum stenotomum is the source of this 768-nucleotide messenger RNA. RefSeq lists its product as uncharacterized. NCBI's taxonomy places the organism in Eukaryota, Viridiplantae, Streptophyta, Magnoliopsida, Solanales, Solanaceae. The coding region runs from base 22 to 546 and encodes 174 amino acids. The record is from RefSeq and is a predicted model, not a curated record. The transcript has a single exon.
AGAUACAGAGAGCAACUCUAAAUGGCGAUUGUUUCACGGUUGAGCAAUCAAGUAACUGCAGAUGUUAACAGUCCUGUUUUUUUCUCUUUCCUUCUGUGUUUUAUUUAUUCACAGACUCCUUUGAAGCUUGUAUCUGCCAUAAAAGGUGGCCGUGAGAAACAAGGCAGUCUACCAAGGAAGCUGACUGUAACAUGGGCUCCAGAUGUGUAUGAUCCUAUUCCAACAUCAGUGUCACAUGUGCCAAACCCAAACAAGGGACAAAACCAUAAGAGUGGCAAGAAGAAGAAUGGGAAGAAUAAGCAGAAAAACAAUGGCAAAUCCUCACGAGGGAACAAGGGUAGAGACAAGAAGCAAGCUCGUAAACAUGGGGAGAGUUCUCAGUUAAGUAACCAUCCUCUGGAUGAUAGCAACAUCGCACCUUCGUCGAGCGAGGUGCAGUCUAGCGUUGUGGAUUUUGAUAUUGACAGCCCAGAUCCUUUUUGUGGGAGAAGUUUUCUUCAGAACUCUAUCACAAAACUGCACUUCCCUGUUGCAAAGGCCAGCUGAACUCCCUUUUUUGAUCUUAGUGACUCUUGAUGAUUUCACCAGAGUGUAGUGUAAAUAAAUAAAUGUGUGAGGGCUUUGUUGAGCAGUGAAACGAGAAUCAUAGUUAGUCGUGGCUAAACUUUUCAACCUUUGUUAUGUCAGUUGACUCUUGAAUAUCUUCUAUGCUAUAUUUCAUGUUAGUUGGAACAAGUUAUAAUUAGGACUCUUGAUUCAAGAGACAGG